AGAGAGGUCUACACUCUUUUAAGUCCUAACACUAACACAAUCUCACCUCUCUUACUUCCAAGUGUAACUAGCUAUACUAAAUAAGCUUUCUUUCUCUUUCAUAUCAUAGUUUUCUCUUCUGCAACUUUCCAUGGAAUUCCACCUCCUACCCAUCCUUGCAUUUCUUUCUUUGACGUUGGUGACAAGUCAUGCAACUCCAUCUCCUGAAGCAUACUGGAACUCGGUUUUGCCAAACUCUCCCAUACCUAAGGCUGUCAAGGAUCUUUUACACACUGGGAAAGGAAAGCCCGUCUAUGGCGGCGUAAGCAGAGCUAUCCAAUCCAAUUACGGUUUCAGUGCUACUGCGGAUCAACUCCAUUAUAAUCCCAACAUCGUUAUUUUCUUCUUGGAAAAUGACUUGAAAAAAUACACAAAAAUGACGUUGCGCUUCACUAGAAUCACCACAUCAACUAUUUUCUUGCCACGCCAGGUUGCCGAGAAAAUACCCUUUUCAUCCAAGAAAAUGCCACAAAUUCUUGACUACUUCUCGGUGAAACCCAACUCCAUGGAAGCCAAGGCAAUCAAGCAAACAAUCAAAGAAUGCGAAGAGCCUGGAGUCGAAGGAGAAGAGAAAUAUUGCGCGACUUCACUAGAGUCCAUGAUCGAUUUCUGCCGUUACAGGCUUGGGAAAAGUAUCCAAGCAAUCUCCACAGAAGUCAAAAAAGAAACCCCUUUGCAAACAUACACUAUUGAAGGAGUCAAGAAGAUGGCAAGCGAUGCAGCCGUAGUGUGCCAUAGGCAAGACUACGCGUACACGGUGUUUUUAUGCCACACGACACAAACCACAAUAAAGGCGUACAAGGUUUCAAUGGUAGGCGUCAAUGGAACGAAAGCAGAAGCAGUUGCAGUGUGCCAUACCAACACAUCGCAUUGGAAUCCGAAACACUUGGCCUUUCAAGUGCUCAAGGUCAAGGUCAAGCCAGGGACUGUUCCAAUUUGCCAUUUCCUUCCUGAGGAUCAUAUAGUUUGGGUUCAUAACUAAGAUUGAUCUUUGCAAAAAAGAGUCAUCACUACUUGUUUAAUUAGUUUUUUAUAUGUUUGUUUUGCUUGUUUGGUUUGGAUUGUCAUCAUAAUCUGAAAAACUCUACUCAGACUCAGAUAUAUAUGUCGUCUUUACAUAUAUGUAUGCACUAUAACAACUCUCCCACCCACAUAUGCAUAUGCAUAUGAGCUUGACAUAAAGGUGGCUUGUUUUUCAGUAAUAAUAGAUAUGUUGUCCUUGGUGUUUAGCACUACUUAAAACUA
Camellia sinensis is the source of this 1284-nucleotide messenger RNA. The record is from RefSeq and is a predicted model, not a curated record. NCBI's taxonomy places the organism in Eukaryota, Viridiplantae, Streptophyta, Magnoliopsida, Ericales, Theaceae.